Debaryomyces fabryi is the source of this 1785-nucleotide messenger RNA. It is a transcript of the gene DAK2, whose product is annotated as dihydroxyacetone kinase. Gene Ontology annotation, molecular function: ATP binding; glycerone kinase activity. NCBI's taxonomy places the organism in Eukaryota, Fungi, Ascomycota, Pichiomycetes, Serinales, Debaryomycetaceae. The transcript has a single exon. The record is from RefSeq and is a predicted model, not a curated record. Gene Ontology annotation, biological process: glycerol catabolic process. The coding region runs from base 1 to 1785 and encodes 594 amino acids. Gene Ontology annotation, cellular component: cytosol.
AUGACUUUAGCAAAGCACUGGAAGUAUAAUAAGGAUGAGGACAUUGUUUUGUCUAAUCUUAAGGGAUUAUGCCACUCUAAUCCAGCAGUUGGAUUGAUUCCAUCAGAAAAAGUGAUCUACAACCUUAAUUCUGAUACAUCCAAAAAGGUUACAUUGAUAAGUGGAGGGGGUGCUGGGCAUGAACCAUUACACGGGGGUUUUGUGGGUGAUAAAUUGCUCGAUGCCGCAGUCAGUGGUGCCAUUUUUGCAUCACCAUCGACAAAGCAAAUCAUGGCAGCAGUGAAGACCAAAUCCAACAAGGAUAAAGGAACCUUGAUCAUAGUGAAGAAUUAUACAGGAGACGUGUUGCAUUUUGGAUUAGUUGUAGAGAGGGCCAAAAGUGAAGGGUAUAACAUCGAUAUCUUAGCCGUGAGUGACGAUGUUGCGGUAGGUAGAAAACAAAAUGAGAUGGUAGGAAGAAGAGGCUUGGCCGGAACAGCAUUGAUUCAUAAGAUUUUGGGGGCAGCAUCUUCAGACAAUGCUGACUUGAAGUCAAUUGUCGAACUUGGGCAUCUUGUGAACGAUAAUAUGGUAACCAUUGGUGCUUCUUUGGACCGUACAUCGGUUCCUGGAAAGGCCAGUGAAGAAAUAGAAUUUACAGGUUCUGAUGAAGCUGAAUUAGGCUUGGGUAUUCAUAAUGAACCUGGGCAUAAAAUGAGCCCUAUUCCAAACAUCGAUGACUUAGUCAAAGAUAUGUUUUACAAGUUAUUGUCACCAGAAGAUGAAGAUCGUCAUUAUGUUGAUUUUGAUUUGAAGAACGAUGAAUUUGUUUUAGUAAUCAAUAAUAUUGGAGGCACUUCAUCUCUUGAGUUAUAUGCGAUUGCUGAGCAUGUAGUUCUGAACUUGCCAUUAUCCAAAAGACCAAAGCGUGUUUUGAUUAGCGACUUCGUUACAUCGUUGAAUUCGCCUGGUUUUUCUAUCACCUUAUUGAAUUUAUCGAAUAUCGCUAAGUCCAAGUCCAAAUAUUCUGAAUCAAAGGUAUUGGAAUAUUUGGACCUCCCAACCGAUGCUCCGGGAUGGAAACCAAAACUGUUUGAUGCAAACCAAUGGUCCAAUGAAAGUAAAUAUAUUGAAUCGCCAAUGGCCCAUGCCCAAAAGGUCUCUUCCUCCUUAAAGAUGGACUCCAAAUUAUUUCAAAAGGCGUUGACGGCAGCUUUACAAAAAUUAUUAAAAGCUGAACCUGAUAUCACACAUUAUGAUACCCUUGUGGGGGAUGGUGAUUGUGGUGAAACUUUAGCUAAAGGUGCAAAUGCUAUCUUAGAUGCUUUGAAGAAUGACCAAUCUUUCAAAGAUAACUUGAGUGAUCCGGCUUCUACUUUAUCUACUAUUACUGAAAUAGUUGAAGACAAUAUGGGGGGUACAUCUGGUGGUAUAUAUUCUAUUUUCUUGACUGCUUUAGUGAAGAAUAUUCAGGAUGCACAAGAAAUUACAACUGAAGCUUUGGGUAAAGCAUUUCACGGUGCUUUGUAUGAUGGAUUAUUUAAAUACACCAAAGCUCGUGUCGGGGGAAGAACACUUGUUGAUACUUUACAACCAUUUGUUGAUUCAUUGUCUAAGUCUAGUGAUGUUAGAGAAGCAGUAAAAGCCGCUAGAAAGGGUUGUGAAUCUACCAAAGAUUUACAAGCUAAAUUUGGUAGAGCAAGUUAUGUCAGUGAUGAAGAAUUUAAAGACGGUGAAAUUCCAGACCCUGGUGCUGUUGGAUUGUUAGCUCUCAUUGAAGGUUAUGUUGAAGCCUUAUCUAGUUAG